AUGACGGGCCGGGCAACCGCGGCAAGGCCUUGCCACGCUUCCGCAUCCGGUUCGCCACCACCACCUCUCGCGGACGGGGGCUCGUUCCGGGAUCUUACCUGUCACGGCCGGAUAAUCCUAGACAUGCGCGAGGGCAAUGAUCUAUUGGCACCUAUAGACGAAGAUUCCAUGGUGAGGAGGGAAGGAAGUGUUGUACAUGACGGAGGGGAACAUGCUCGCGCCCGUCCCCUCGACCUCCCUCUGCCCGCCGACGCCCGUCCUUCGCCGUCGCAGCCGGUGCGUCUCCAGGCCCGCGCCCGUCUCUUCGACCUUCAUCCGCCCGCAGCCGACCCUCCUUCACCAAUACCGCCACUUGGUCUCGUAGCCCGCACGUUUUUUUCUUCAACGUCCAUCUCUCAAACGCCGGUGCUCCCUCUCCCACGCCGACCUCUCUCCAUCGGAACCUUUGACCGGUCCGUCCGGCUCGACUCUCGCUUCCCGCCAGCCCUCUGUUUCCCAUCCUGGUUCGUCUCGCCACCAUGGCCGCCGGCCUUGCGUUUCUUUCCUAGGCCUGUUUCGCCAUCGAAACCUCCAACCUGUACUUUCCGCACCACGCCCGCCCUCUCCUCCACCCCAUCCCCAACCUCCAGCCCUCCCAUCCGGACGCCGUCUUGCCAGAGGUCUUUUUACCGCCAGACCAGGUUGCGUCCCAGCCCGCCCGCGCGUCUGCCCACCCGCCUCCCACUCGCCAUUUCUCCAAACAAACCUCCCGGCCGAAUCUUCCCCGGCAAACCCUCCGGCCCGCGCGCCACGCUUUGUGCGUCCGCCCCCGCCUUUCAGACGCUCCCUCGCGAGCAAACCGGUGCGCCUCCAAACCCGCGCAUCCCUUUCGCCAUCGGAACCUUUGCCCGCUGCGCCUUGCUGGACGCCGACUUUCCGUUGCCUAUUCGGAUCCUUCUCUCUCGAACCGUCACCGCGCCUCCAAGAUGUCUACCGUCGACUCACCCGGCAGCCAUUCGGGUCGUUCGAACCGCAACCCCGGUAUCCUUCCUCCCGCCGAGGCGCUCCCGGCAACGUCCGCCCGCGGCCCCCUCGACCAGGACCGAUGGCGAUAAGGACGACGACGCCGGAGACGACACCGGCAUGGAGCGUUCGUCGCCUUGCUUCCGCUGCCUUUACCGAGAGCUGAACUGCCGCGAUCAAACGCAACCGGGCCAGGACGCCUGCCAAUCCGCCAGGUCUGAAUCGGACAGGAACAUUACCAAGAAGCAUUACGACGCCGCCGUCGAUUUCCAGCGCUCGCUCCAGCGCCUGCAGGCCGUUGGGAUCGACCCUUCUUCAGGUGACGUCGUUGAAAUGCUGGGUGGCAGGUCGUCCGUUGCGGCAUCCUCGACCCCCGCUUCCAUCGCCGACCUUACGAGGCGGAUCAGUUCCCUCGAAAGCGCCACCCUUGCACUGCAGGUCCGGGCCGACGCCCAUCAUCUCCCGCCUUCCACCCCUCGCAGUCUGAAGCGCACCCGCGACCUCGACGAGGUCGAACAGCUGGGGGAGCCCACCAUCCAGUCCCCCACCCGCCGCAAGCUUGCCCCCACCAGCCUGCACAACCCGCUGGUGGUGCACGACACCGACUCCGAGUCCAAGGACGAGCGUCCCACGCCAAAGACCUCCGCAAGCAAGCGGUCUGUCAAGGGCGGUAACGGCCGUUAA
Molecule: messenger RNA, 1686 nt
Organism: Gaeumannomyces tritici R3-111a-1
Lineage: Eukaryota; Fungi; Ascomycota; Sordariomycetes; Magnaporthales; Magnaporthaceae
Exons: 7
Coding region: 1-1686 (561 amino acids)
Source: RefSeq, a predicted model, not a curated record